This is a messenger RNA of Mercurialis annua (annual mercury), 2409 nucleotides long. RefSeq lists its product as uncharacterized. Bases 1 to 2277 code for a protein of 758 amino acids. The record is from RefSeq and is a predicted model, not a curated record. Lineage: Eukaryota; Viridiplantae; Streptophyta; Magnoliopsida; Malpighiales; Euphorbiaceae. The transcript has 3 exons.
AUGUCGGACGAAUAUGAUGAACACGAAGGUCAGGGUUAUACCGACAACUGUGAAAGUGAGUCGGAUGGGGUGGACAUAGACUCCCCUAUUGAGAGGGUAGAUAGACCGUUAAAACGCCUUCGAAGAGGUGUUGAAGACGUUGCUGAUCCCGCCGAGCUCGAAGACUCGGUCAUUUUAGUUCGGGGCAGGAAGUCUAAAAAGAAAAUCGGGAAGGCCGGAUCUGAAGUAGUUCCGACCGAGGAGAGGGUCGAGGUUAGCCGUAAGGGUAAAGGGAAAGCUAAAGCCCCUGCUGAGAAAGUUAAGAAGGAUGAAGAGGAGUCUUUAGUUCCAUCUCGGUGUACGGAAGCUUAUCUGGCUAAGGUUAGGCGUUUGUUUGAUAUCAACGAACCGUAUGCCCUCUCUUUGGUCCCAGAGGGGGAGCUGGCCAAUGUGACGACUGCUUCCAACACUAUUACACUUUUCACCGAGCACCUGCAAUCCGGAAUUCGCUUCCCGUUGGACCCCUUGUACGAGCAGCUAAGCCAAACGUACCGAGUUCCUCUUGCCCAGCUGCAUCCCAACGCGCUGCGGCACUUUACAUGCUUUUUAGUACGCUGUAAAGCUCAUAAAAUUGUCCCCAGCGUUCGUUUAUUUGCCUGUCUCUAUAGUAUGACGCUGGUAGACAAUCAACAUUUUGCCCAUUUCCGGUUUCGUCCGUCCCGGAGUGGAUUUAUUGAGAAGGUGGUUUUAGGCAUGCAAGAUUCUUUGAAGCACUGGCGGGAAGAUUUCUUCCGAGUAACGAGGUCGGAUCAGAAGGAUUUCCUCUCUUGCAAGUUGUGGGUUAAUAAACCACAAGUGCUAGACAAGUCUUUCUUUACUCCUGGCGAUCUGGAGUACGCCAGCAUAGAUCUCCUCCACCAAGCUAACCUUGCUCGGGGGAUCCCACAUGCAAACCACCUAUUCCCUAAAUUGCCCCUUAAGUACUGGUCUAAGGAUAAGAAGGCUGUGAUGGCUAACGUGGAGAUUGAUCCCUCUAGGUUGAAGAAGAGGCCUCAGAAGAAAAAGAAGAAUGAGCCUCUUCUUGCUGCUCAAACGAAACCUGCUGCUCCGGGCAACGUGGCUCCGAGCAACUUGGCUGCUGGCCCUGCUGCUCGUGGGGUGGGACCUCCGAUCCCGGGGGGUGCAACCGGGGAGGCGCCUCCCGUUCUUUUGGCUCAACAGAGCCCGGUUCGGGUAUCUAACGAUGAUCCGGAAGGUCGGGAUUUUGUCCUUCCGGAACAUCGUAACUUGCCUGACCGGGUGUCUACCUCAGACGAGGCCAAUCAGCCUCUCCGGGUUCCGGUCAAAGAUCUUCUGCAGAUUAUCGACCUUGACCUGACCACCCUUCAGACUGAAAGGUCGGGUAAAAGAAAGAGAGAAGAUGGCAACCCGGAUGCUUCCACCUCCUCCGAGAUUCCAGUGAUAACGCCUGCGAUGUUUUUUGAUUGGAUGUCGCUGUGCUGCAUGAAGAAUCAUCUGGCUGUUACCCUGGAUACUCUACCGGUUGCUGACGAGGUAGCUCGGGUCACUACUUUCCCUGAUGACCGGGCCCUUUAUAGGCAAGCCUCUCCCCGGAAUUUUGGGGCGAUGAUCUCAUCUCUUAGCCUUAAGUCGGCUCAGGUUGGUCACCUGGUGACCGAGGCAUAUGGGAAGCUCCAUGAUGACUGGGAGGCGGUGUGCCAACAGCUGAAGGUGGAGAAAGAGCGGUUGGUUGAGGCAAAGGAGGCUCUGGAGAGGGAGAAAGGUCUGUUGAAGGAGAAAACCCAACGGGUUGAGGAACUAGAAAAGAGGACGUCGGAUGACGCUGUUAGGAUGGAGGGCCUGUCGGGUGAGGUUGCUGCUCUGACUAAAGACCGAGAUGAUUUGAAAAAAGAUUUUGAAGAGCAACUCUGCGAUAUCACCAAGAGGAACUCUAUAGCGGUCGAUCAGCUGAAGGAUGAAGUGGUGCAGCUUCGGAAGCAGGCCGAGGUGCAUGAUGAGCAAUUGAGAUCCCAACUUCUGGCGAGGGAUGAGGAAUGGGGGGUUAAGCUGACCGACAAGGAAGAUAAACUUUAUGAGAACCUUCGCCAAAUCCUUCGUGCUGGUGAGAAGAAGGUUUCAGAUGCUGCCCGAGCUCUGGGAGGGGAGAAUGUAGACUUAACCCCUUUCGAGCUCGAUAUUGAUGAGCUGAUCAAGAUUGUGCCUACUCUCCCUCCUGAGGAAGAAGAGGAUGAUUACCUCGUUUCCCCGGAGGAGGAUGAUAGGGCUCCUGGGGCGUGAUGUCGUUUAUUUUUUUUUUUUUUUUUUUUUUUUUUUUUUUUUUUUGUAAAAACAAUAUUUGUUGGAUCCCUUAGUGGGGUCCUGUUUUGAUUUUUGCAGUACGUUUAAUGAACUUUUGUAUCUUGGUUUGAA